AGAGCCACAAGUUGCUGCUUCUAUUCACACGCUUCUCCUCCAGUCAGGGUCGUCAUCAGGUGGGGAUUACGAGCCCCGUUUCUGCUCUCUAGAGAGAGCCUUUGUUCUCAUUGUUUUCUUCCAUACCCUCUCAAACUACUUUUUCAGCCUCUAUUUCGAACGUCGUCUUGAAUCCCCGCAGCCACAUAGCUCCACACAGCAGAACACGGUGACUUUGUUUCUGCACAGCCUUACCGAGGGGCUUUGUGACCUCACAACCCUCUGCUGCUAUGGAGGGCCUUCCUGCAGUCUGUGCCUCUCAGUGCACCGCACCGGGAUUGAUCCAAGAGUAAUAAAUAAAGAAGUUAAUGUACAAGUAUAAUGCGGAUAAGAGCACAGAAAAACAGAAAAGAAUGACUUUCAAUGGAGGUAUCGUCAAUAACUGAAAAUAUUGACCACCGGUGGCACCACUCAGUCCUGUUUAAAAAAGAACUGCGUUAUAAGGGAGAAUCUUCUCAGAAUCUGAUGCUCAUUAGUUGGAUCAUCAAAGCUCAAUUCUGUCCGUGGCCAUCCAGAACUUGGCUUGCCUUUCACAUCGCUGUUGCAACUGCUGAUAUGCAUCACCCACCACCUUGCUGCACUCACAUUCUCUGUUUGGACUCCAAAAAUAUUCAUAUAUUUCUUCUGCCUUCCAAAAUCUUCAGGGAGAAUGUGUCUCGCGUACCGCUACCUAUGGGACUCGCUUCACCCCGCUGCUGGCAGCAGUGAUGACACGGUAUGUGGAACGUUUCUGGGGUGUAAUGACAGCUAAUAGCAGAGAGUCAGAGCGCAGAAUUGGGAGUGCCGGAUGUGGUCCCAAGUUCUCACCUGCAGGGCCGUAUUUCGAGAGGUUUGAGAGCGAAGCAGAGCAGCAGGGAUUUAAAUGUCACUCAUAGCAUCCGUUAAUCAGCUCUCUGCUCGUCUCUGGUUCCUUCUGAGGCAUUAAUUGGAUCAUACGCUGCGUUUGAGGAGCUCGCGUGCUUUACCCGAGGAGGAAAUUUGCUCCAUCUCCAGCAGCAACCACUGCUCCUUUUGAUGUUGUGGUACGCCGUGCGCAUGCGCUUCACAUUAGAAUUACUGCACUGGCCAGAAUAAGUUGGAUCUCUUCUUCUCUUCACUGAAACCCUAAACCAUAUCAAAAACUAAAGGGAUGCUGAGAGUCCGGAAAAAGGGUUACUUUGGGAUUUGGUCAUUCCCUUUAAUAAUAGCAGCGGUGUGUGCACAGAGUGUCAAUGACCCUAGUAACAUGUCACUGGUGAAAGAGACCGUGGAUAGACUGCUGAAGGGCUACGACAUUCGCUUGAGGCCAGAUUUCGGAGGUCCCCCAGUGGCUGUUGGCAUGAACAUAGACAUUGCCAGUAUAGAUAUGGUCUCAGAAGUCAAUAUGGACUAUACCUUGACAAUGUACUUUCAGCAAGCAUGGAGAGAUAAGAGGCUGUCAUAUAAUGUAAUACCUCUAAACCUUACUCUGGACAAUAGAGUAGCUGAUCAGCUAUGGGUCCCUGAUACCUAUUUCCUGAAUGACAAGAAGUCAUUUGUGCACGGUGUCACUGUGAAGAACAGAAUGAUCCGCUUGCAUCCAGACGGGACGGUCUUGUAUGGACUAAGGACUCAAAGAUUGGAGAUGGAUUUUUCUUCAGAACACCUCCCAUCCACACCAGGAGGAAUUACAACAACAGCUGCUUGUAUGAUGGACCUACGGAGAUAUCCGCUGGAUGAACAGAACUGCACGCUGGAGAUUGAGAGCUAUGGCUAUACGACAGACGACAUUGAAUUUUACUGGCGUGGGGGUGAUAAUGCAGUCACGGGAGUCACAAAGAUUGAACUGCCACAGUUCUCCAUUGUAGACUACAAGCUUAUCACCAAGAAUGUUGUUUUCUCUACAGGUGCCUACCCAAGGCUGUCUCUCAGCUUUAAACUUAAGAGAAACAUUGGUUACUUCAUUCUGCAGACCUACAUGCCUUCUAUUCUGAUCACUAUUCUGUCCUGGGUUUCCUUCUGGAUUAAUUACGAUGCUUCAGCUGCGAGAGUUGCUUUAGGAAUCACAACUGUCCUCACAAUGACAACAAUUAACACUCAUCUUCGAGAGACUCUUCCCAAAAUUCCAUACGUGAAAGCCAUUGACAUGUAUCUUAUGGGAUGUUUUGUCUUCGUUUUCAUGGCUCUGCUAGAGUAUGCUUUGGUCAACUACAUCUUCUUUGGCAGGGGACCUCAGCGUCAAAAGAAAGCAGCAGAAAAAGCUGCCAGUGCCAACAACGAGAAGUUGCGAAUGGAUGUCAAUAAGGACAGAAGAAUAAUUGGCACAUAUCAUUGUCCAGAAAUGUAUUCAACAAAGAUGGACCCGCAUGAAAACAUUUUGUUGAGCACUCUUGAAAUUAAAAAUGAGAUGGCUGCCUCUGAGGCUGUGAUGGGGCUUGGGGACCCUAGGAGCACGAUGCUGGCCUAUGACACUUCAAGCAUCCAAUACCGGAAAGCUGGCUUACCCAGACACAGCUUUGGUCGCAAUGCCCUGGAGAGGCAUGUGGCACAGAAGAAAAGUAGGCUACGGAGACGUGCAUCUCAACUGAAAAUUACCAUCCCUGACUUGACUGAUGUAAAUGCCAUAGAUAGAUGGUCGCGCAUAUUCUUCCCUGUUGUUUUUUCCUUCUUCAAUAUUGUCUAUUGGCUUUACUAUGUGAACUAAGAAACAAAGCCACACAGGAAGCAAGAACUGGAUUUAUCUUCAAAUCAGUUGUACAGCCAAAAGUGGGACUUAGAAAAAUUCUAUUCAGGACAAAAAGUUAUUUUAAAACACCUUAGUUGCUGGCCCACUCUAUGGUCUGUUUUUAUAACAUUUUGGUUGUUUCUGCUAAAUCAUAAAUAUGUAAAUUUGCAGUAUGGACAUAUCCCCUUUAUGAAAAUAUAAGUGUAUUUCAAAUGUGAAGGCAAAUUAGAUUCUGACAAUCAUCUCUGUUUCACUGUCUCUCACAGCUUCUUUUUUAAUUUUUUUAAUGCUCAUGUGAGUGUAGUGACACAAAUUAGAGAGGCAUUUGAGAAAAAUAUUUUGGUUUCAACAGCAGUAUAUACCAGUCAUUCCCUGUGAAACUGCGUAUCCAAGACAUGCAUGUACACAUAUUAGAGUGUACUAAGAUAUUAUCAUGCUUAUGAAACACACAUUUUACCUUUUAAAGGUGUAAACUUGAAAACAAAUAGUGCCUAUCAUCUUUCCAAGAUGAUGAUGGUCAGAGGUUUCCCAACCGCAUUCAGGUAUUUCCUGUUAUUCACUGAAAGAGCUAAACCUUUGACUGAUAAUAUUUGGGUUGGGUGUUUGCACAGAUACUGAAGCAAAAAGCACUAGUUUUGUUUGGAUUUUUAAGAGAUAGCAUAUGUUCACAGUCCCUAUGACUGUAGCUGUGAUCAGUAGAGGAAUGUAGCGGUGGUAUGAGACAAGUUAAACGAUCAUGUCCUGAAUGGGUAGAUAUGCUGGUUUUUUGUGUGGGGGAAGGGGAAUUGUUUGUCCAAUGUGCCAAAAGUUGGUUGGCCAAUUAGUAGUUCUCUUGGUGGUUGAAGGAAGCCAAUGGCGCUCUGCCAUUCUACUGAAAGGUAGAGAGCAAUUAACAAUAAAGCACCAGGGAAAGUGAAGGCUACAUAUUUGUAAAAGUAUAUAUAUAUAUAUAAACGCAUACUGUGCAAAUGAAUGUUGUCAGUCAUAGUACGUACCUUAGUCUGAAAUACCCAUGUAGAUUUGUGUGAUUUUUUUUACAGUUUGUUAUCUUUCUAGUGUUAUGCUUACCACUGUCAUUAUGCUUAACACCAAACAUCCAGAUUGAUGGGAGGUAUCAUACCUCUUUUAAAAGCAAAGAACUGAACAUUCAUAUUUCAGUGCAACAAUAAUAAUGAGUAUUUUCUCAGUCUGGAUUAGGCAAUGCCAUUUCAAAUUUUUGUUGUUGUUGUUGUUUUGCUUAGUGAACUAUUUUAAAGGGAAAAAAAUGGUAGCUAUCACUUUAAUAGUUGACAUACACUAUAGCAUCAUAGAAUGGUUUGGAUUGGAAAAGACCUUGAAGUCCAUCUAGUUCUAACCACCUGCUUUGGGCAGGGUUGCGACCCACGAAAUCAGAUUGCCCAGGGACUCAUCUAACCUGACCCUGAACACCUCCAGGGAUGGAACAUCCACAGCUUCUCUGGGCAGCUCGUUCCAGUGCCUCACCACCCCCUUGGAAGUCUCUCCUAGGGUGUUUUCCAUUGGAAAAACUACAAAAAUUCAAUUUUGCGUUUGGAAACUUAUUUAAUCUUUUGUUGUUGUUGUUGCUGUUUUUUGGGGUUUCUUUUUUUUUUUUUUUUUUUUUUUUUUCAUUGCAUGGAGCUUUAAUUUUUAAGGCAAAGUAGAUUUUGCCAUUUACUCCACUGUGGAAAAGUUUUCUGUAAUGAAAAACUAAAACUUUUCUGGAUCUGCAUAAAAAGUAUAAAUUUCUGAUGGCUUCUAUAAAAUUAAAUUCCCAAUCUUGUUUAACAGAAAAUAUUUAAUGAAACAAAAGCCACAUUCUACUGUAUCUAUGCUACCUCUCACGUGUACAAAUUUCUGAAAUGAACUCAUAUUUCAUUACCUUCCAGAUAUCAUAGGAAAUGUUUCCAUAUGUAGAUACUUUUUCCCCGUGUAAUUUUGGCAGUGCUUUAAAAUAGUGUAUAAGAAUAUUUUUGAUAAAAUAUUUUAUUUGAAAAUUUUGUUUUUGCUUUCAAAGAGUAAUUUUCCAUCAAGUUACUGUGCUUGCCUGCCCCCUUUAGCAGACAGAAGGAAAACAGUUGUGGGAAACAUAGGAGACUUUUUGACUUUGUUUUGAGCAUAACAACAUGUAUUCAUUUUUCAAAUGAGAGAGAAUUGUUUUGAGCCUGCAAAGGGAUUUGCUGGACAUAGACAUCACCUGUUGUUCUCAAGGGAGUUGUGUAUGUUCAUGUCCAGAUAUAGGCUACGAUGUGUAGUCAGGCUGUCAUCCCAUGACAAACUUUCCAAGUCAAAUUGUUGCUUUUUAUUUCACAUACUUACUUUCUGGCUGCAUUUCAUGCACAAUGCAAUAAGCUUUGCAGAUGAGUGUGGAAUUUAAAGUAUGAAUUAUGCUGCAAUUUUCCCCAAUUCAUAGAAUACUUCAAAAGUGCCACAUCUAAAUACAGAAUUUCUCUUCAAAGUCUGUUCUUUAAUAAUGAUACCCAUUAUCAUAAAUAAAAGCUGUCUUAUAGUAUUCUACUGUAAAAGUUUUUCUUUCAUUUCACAAAUUGCUAUCCAUUCUUUGUAUAGGGUUGAGUUUGUUUUGCUCUUAUAUUUGUUUGUUUCACAGAAGCACAGUGUGAACACAGGGAGCUCACAGCUUGUUUGUGGUUGAUACUCCUCAAAUAUGAAACUUUACAAAGAAUAUGUUGUUUGUCAGCGUUUACUGCAUGAAGUAAUUAUGAAAACCACAGAGACUGAAACCUUGAACUGCACAUUAGUUUAUCUGAAGUUACAGUAUAAGCCAUAAUACUCUCUGAUGUCACUGUUCAGAGUGUGAAAGAAAAUGCUUGGUUUUUGCUCAGGUGUCACUAGGAAAGAUGUAUUACCUGGGAGGAAGGAGAUCUUUUGCUUUUACAAUGUCCUUCUGGCUAUUAAUGUGGUAGAUAUAGGAAGUGAAAGGGAAAGUUUCUUUCAGAAAUUGAGUGGUUAUCGUUUUGUACUUAAGGCUAAACACUGUGAUACAAAAAGAUGCGGGUAAGAAAGACUGGCGAGGCACUGUCAAGGGAAGAGUAGAACUCAAGAGCCCAUGGUGAGCACUUACUCUUUUUCUGAGAUACUUGAGUGAAAGUGAGAAAUUAUGCCAACAUACGUGAGGUAUGGGUACUAAUGUGCGUGCUACCCUCCAGGUAAACUAGAAUAAAUUUGCUUUUACUUUAGAACUGACAGAAAAUAUUUGAGAUCCUACUAGCUCUGUUGAUUGUUGCUAGUUUCAAUAAGCAAAAUAUAACAUUUAAUUUUAGAUGAAUCUUGUAAUAUAAUUAUAGUUACACAUUUUAUUGUUCUAGACAUGAUAGCCAGCAAUUAAGGUGUUUUUCAUCUUAUUGAAAUGCAUUGGCAAAUUAUGACUAUAACAUGGCACAGUUUUAAUGAAAUCUUUGAGAUCAAUCUGUAAAUAUCUACUGUAUAUGACUGCUAGUAAGUAUGAUACACAUUUUCAGAACUGAAAAUCCAUGCAACAUAUUUCCAUGUUUGCAUAAGGAAUGUUAUGUUUCUAUCCUAUUGCAAUUUAAUGACGGGGAAGAAAGACUCAAGCAAUGCCAUUGUGAACAUUUCUUUUCUCAUUCCCGGGGAGGAAAGCAGAUAACAGUAUGUCACAGAGUUCUUCACAGAGUUUUUACAUUCUAAUACAAAGGAUAUAUAAUCUGUAAGGUACAAAAGCACAAUGCAUAGAGCAAAUGAGUGGUGGUCUUGCACCUGGGGAGCAAAUCCUUCUUAUUUCAGACAAAAUAUGCAUUAAAAUUAAGGUUUGGUUAUUUUUCAUUAUAAUUAUUAGUCUGUGUUACAAUUCUAUAAUUAACACAGAACUGAACAUAAGUGAACAAAUGUUAAACAUUAUCCAACUAUAUGUGCAUAUGGACACGUGUCUGUAUGGACAUAUGUGUGUAUAUAUACACAUGGUAAGUAUAUAUAUACACACACAUUCAUAUGUUGGUGUGUUAAAGGAAUAAGCUAAUAAUACUUUUGUUUCUACCAUCAACCAGUGUAUGAUUAUAUUUUUGAGAAAAAAAAGAUUAAUGUAAAAAACAACUUACUAUACAGGGUAACUGGGCAUUUCUAUAUCAGCAGAUCAAUGCAUAUAAUUCGUAUGGAACAUUGCACCAUUUGACAUGAUGGUAGUACUGUACCUCCUAGCAUCUGAAAUUAGACUAGUCCUCACAUUGCUUGCCUAUUUCUUCUCUCUCUUUUUAUAACAGCAUUGUCCACUAGUAAGUUUUCAAAAACAACAGGUCUAAGGGAACCGAAGCAAAAAGGCAAAAUUAUUAACUAUUUCUAGAAAGUAAUCUAGAGUGGGAUGGCCAGGGUACAAUACUAUAUCAGUAGUGAUCAUAACAUUUUGCUAUGUGUACAUAGAACAUACGAUGUGAGCAAUCAUAACUUAAGCUGAGCGUGUGUAAAUAUUAUCAGAUUUCUUAAACAUUUUUAACUUCUAAUUUGUACUUUAUGGUAAGGCAAAAAGCUAAUUCUAUGGUUUAGGUUAAUGUGUCCUAAAAUUAUGUAAAUAAUUAAAUAAGCUGUAAAUGAGCAGUCAGUAGAUACAGUAAUUGUUUAGUGACUUUUUUUUACUAAGUACAAUAAUUGCAGUGCUCUAGCAGAGUAAUUUAAACACCCUUUUGCAUAAACAGAUUUGGAUACCAGAUAUAAAAAAAAAAAAUACAGAAAGUACUGAGGUGCAAAAUAACCAUUUCAGCUGUGUUACUGCUAGCACAAUCGCUUCUUUUGUAUGGUAAAUCAUUCAAGCAGUGGAAGACUGUAGUUUGGCACUCAGUACUCAGCAUAAACAAAUAAGGCCUGAUUUUUCACAUACAGUAAGGUACCUUUAUGUUGCUCCUGUGAGUGACGAUGUGAAGGAAUCCAGCGUAGGUGAGAAUUCAGCUGCUGGUGAUCUCAUUACAGAAAGUCUGCAUACUGCAUCUUUCUGCAAUCUGUAUCCCUUAUGGUAUCUAAUAGUAGAUUUACAGUUUUUCUUUAGAAAAAAAUAUAUAUUUGACUGUCAUUAGAUAGCAUAGUCCCCCAAAGCCAAAGAAUCUUCACUCCAGAAAUUGUUUAAAAGGGAAAUCUAUUAAGUCACUGCUUAACACCAAAGGUAAAGCUUAAUAAAAUGCACUAGGAACUUUGUCUAAAUUUUUAAGAAGCAAGUGGAAUGUUGAUGAAAAAUACUGCCCUAUUCUACUUUGUAAAAAUAGUAAUAAUUUAAGUAUCCAUUAAUAUUAAAUUGAAAUAGGUCACCUCUACAAGAAUAUGCAACGCGGACAUUUCAUAAGUAUAAAAUUAUUUUCUUUGUAAGUGCUUUGAAAAAAAAAAAGAAUAUUAAAAGAUGAAAAGUCUCACCUAUACUUUCAUACUAAGGGUUGUAUUUUUUUAAUGUUUUUUCAGACAUAAGGUCAUCUAUUCCAAUUUGAUAAUGUUUUGUAUGUUUUCACUGUUAACAGUCAUUUGACGAAUAUUCACCAGGCUGUAUGGUUCAUGGUCUGUCCUGUUACUUUCAGUUGAAGACAAAAAGAACAUCUGAAACAUGAUUAAUUCUAACAAGCUGACUAUGAUUUGACUUCUAUCACGUUUUUAUUUGCAUGGGUGUUUAAAUGGUUCUGUUAGUACUGUCUUUGCACAGUUCUGAUUUAUCUUUUUUACUUAGUACUAUUUACUUCAUAAUGUAGUAAUCAUCAGCCUUACUAAUGACCUUGUAGCCUUUCUUAUAUGCACAUAAUGCACAUUUUCCAAUGGCUAGAAAAUGCAAAAUACUAGUGGAUAUCAUCGCAUCAGAUCUUCAUGUCUUUCUCAAAAGGACUGCUAACCUCUGGGAUAAAUGAGGUAGUAAAAUGAUGAUUGUAAAUGAGUAGCACAUAAGAGAUAUUUUCUUGAAUUUAAAAUUAUUGCAGCCAGUUUCAGCAUGUAAAUAUAUAAUAAUGUUGGCUAGUGUGUAAUUCUUGAACUAAAAAAAAUAUAAAUAAAGAAAACCUAAAAGAUGUA
Messenger RNA from Gallus gallus (chicken), 8728 nucleotides. It is a transcript of the gene GABRB2, whose product is annotated as gamma-aminobutyric acid type A receptor beta2 subunit. The coding region runs from base 1169 to 2701 and encodes 510 amino acids. Gene Ontology annotation, biological process: signal transduction; monoatomic ion transmembrane transport; regulation of membrane potential. The transcript is spliced from 19 exons. Gene Ontology annotation, cellular component: membrane; synapse; neuron projection. Lineage: Eukaryota; Metazoa; Chordata; Aves; Galliformes; Phasianidae. Gene Ontology annotation, molecular function: GABA-A receptor activity; extracellular ligand-gated monoatomic ion channel activity; neurotransmitter receptor activity. The record is from RefSeq and is a predicted model, not a curated record.